Spirodela intermedia is the source of this 285-nucleotide messenger RNA. NCBI's taxonomy places the organism in Eukaryota, Viridiplantae, Streptophyta, Magnoliopsida, Alismatales, Araceae. The record is from the annotation of a GenBank genome assembly.
AUGAUCGUGCUGCGGCGGCUGCUGUGGGAGAUGGAGGUGGAGGAGAAGGGCUCCGAGGCGGCGCCGGCGCACUGGGCGGAGUGGGAGAGGAGCUACUACGCGAGAUACGGCGCCGACGUGUGCGAGAUGAUGGGGGUGCUACAGAGGCUGCUGUUGAACUCCCGGCCGGCGGUGCCGCUUGGGAUCAUCGCCGCCGUCGCCGUCAGCGUCCCCACGGCAGCGGCGGCGGUCGUCUUCAACGUCGUCGUAGCGGCGAUCUCCGCCGGCGGCCUUCUCCUGGGUUGA